AUGGGCAACUCGAUGAGCUGCUUCGAAAGAUGGGGCAAAAGGGCCCCCGACGGCGCCCUUUUUGCCCCCAAAAAGAGAAAUGCAGAUAACCCCAGAAGCCCCUCCGUCUUUGCUGUCCCCACAACUGCUGCUGCUGCUGCUGCGAACGGCGCAGCAGCAAAGAAGGCCCCCGUGCCCAAGGCCACUUCCCCCGUGGAAAGAAGCAACAGACGCCGCCAGACCUACAGCAGCAACGCUGCGAAAGCCGCAGACACUGAAGUCAGCAGCUACGACGAAGAAGACGACUUCGACGAGACCGACGAGGAGGAGCUGACGACGAGCGACGUGCGGCAAAAGAAGCUGCUGGCCUACCGGCGCUCGCUGACCAAAAUUGUGAAGCUGAAGACGCACUUGUUCAACGCCACCGUCAAAGUGACCUGCUCCCGCGACGGCAAGGAGGUCGAGUGGUACAAGGGGCACUCCGGCGAGGGCGGCAAGGGGAAAGCUGUGGGGUCCCUGCCCGUCGAGAAAAUCACUUCCGUCAAGGCGCAGCAAGACAACCCGAAGGGGUUAACCAUAAACGUGAACAAUCCUUCGCCGACGACUUUCUCCUUCACCUUCAAGACAAAGGAGGAAAGAGAGUCUUGGGAGAAGCAGCUGGAGUCUUUGCAGAAGUUUAUGGCAAUGAUUUGA
Molecule: messenger RNA, 672 nt
Organism: Eimeria tenella
Lineage: Eukaryota; Apicomplexa; Conoidasida; Eucoccidiorida; Eimeriidae
Exons: 5
Coding region: 1-672 (223 amino acids)
Source: RefSeq, a predicted model, not a curated record